Rasamsonia emersonii CBS 393.64 is the source of this 438-nucleotide messenger RNA. RefSeq lists its product as uncharacterized. The transcript has a single exon. The record is from RefSeq and is a predicted model, not a curated record. Lineage: Eukaryota; Fungi; Ascomycota; Eurotiomycetes; Eurotiales; Trichocomaceae. The annotation marks the transcript as partial.
CGAUCAGGGUCAUCUUCAACAAACAGCCUCCCUCUAGCUGUCGAGCUACCAAUCCUUUGGUUCCCUCCUCAACGCCUGCCUAUUCUCUAUACCGUUUCAGGUGUCUGCACGGCCAAUGCCUCCGUCGAUGACGGAAAAGACAGAAAGACGACUGUUUUCACGAGAUUGCCAGGCGUUUCGGAUCAGAGACGCCUCGAGCAAACCGUCAAACGAGAUGAAAAUAAGGAGGACAGGAUGACCCGGUGCUCCAUAAUUAAUGCUGCAAGGCCGUCAACCGGUUUGUCAUCACUUCAGGUGGAAAAUGGCAUCCGUAUGGUUCACACUCGAAUCAUCGAUUGCCAACAAAUUGCUCAGCUACAAAUUACAAUCGCCAGUGCCGAAAUCAUUUCGUUGCGACCAACUGCGUCAGCAGAAUCAACCUGGAUCGUCGUGUCGUGA